Molecule: messenger RNA, 1942 nt
Organism: Ogataea polymorpha
Lineage: Eukaryota; Fungi; Ascomycota; Pichiomycetes; Pichiales; Pichiaceae
Exons: 1
Coding region: 1-1221 (406 amino acids)
Biological process (GO): protein neddylation
Cellular component (GO): cytoplasm; nucleus
Molecular function (GO): NEDD8 activating enzyme activity
Source: RefSeq, a predicted model, not a curated record
AUGGCCACUAUUCUUAGUCGGGCUGGUCCUUUUACAGACCCAGACUAUACGCCAGAAUUUGGUCUAAAGUCCCUGGCUACGAGCAAGGUUCUUGUGCUAGGCGCAGGAGGGCUGGGAUGCGAGAUUUUGAAAAACCUCGUCCUCUCAGGGUUCCGCCAUAUUGAGUGCAUUGACAUGGAUACGAUCGAGACUAGCAACCUGAACCGCCAAUUUUUGUUUCGAUCGGCUGACGUAGGCAAGUCAAAGGCCAUUGUGGCGUGCGAGUUUGUCUCCAAACGCUUAGCACGCCAAGGAUUAACCAUUCUUCCUCACUUUUGCAAGAUUCAAGACUUUGACGACGAUUUCUACUCCCAGUUCUCCAUUAUUGUGUGCGGACUAGACAGUAUUGAGGCCAGACGAUGGAUAAAUGAGAAACUUGUGUCUUUGGCAGCAACCAUGGGCCACAUCAUUCCCUGGAUCGAUGGAGGAACCGAAGGAUUUCAGGGAUCGGUCAAGCUCAUGAUCCCCACCAUUACAGCGUGUUUCGAGUGCUACAUGAAAUUGGUUCCUGUCCAGACAACAUACCCGCUGUGCACGCUGGCCUCAACGCCUCGAUUACCGGAGCACUGCAUCGAAUGGGCCCAUGAACUCGAAUGGCCCAAACGCUACUCAGAUGUGGACUUCGACCCCGAUAUUCCUGAACACGUGGACCUCAUGUACCAGCUGGCUAAGGAGCGCGCCAGUCAGUUUGGCAUCGAGGGUGUUACGAAGGCCAAGACGCUCGGAGUGGUGAAAAACAUCAUUCCAGCAAUUGCGUCGACAAACGCAGUCAUUGCCGCUGCCUGCUGCAACGAGUGCUUCAAAUUUGUUACUUCGUGCGCGGAGAACAUGCGGGAUUCCAUGUACUACAACGGAGAGACAGGAGUGGUAUGUGUUUCCGAUCCGUACGACAAGGCCGCAGACUGUGCCGUGUGCGCCAGCUUACCUCAAGAAUAUGUCAUUGAGGAAGGGUGUACGCUGGCCCAGUUUGUGGCCGGGGCCACACAGAAUUUUGGGCUCCAGCAGCCGUUGUUCUUCACAGCGGAGGGCGACUUGUACAACUCGAAAAAACCUGACGCUUUUGUGACGGAUAUUCCAGUGGUUAAAUUAAUUCCGUUCGCGGAUCGAGUUGCCAACUUGCAGAUUAAUAUUGUUGACAGUUCAAGACCGUCCACGCUGAAGCUGGUACUCAGGGUGGAGUGACCGCCGACGCCAUCAAGUACAUAGGCCAAUUUAUGGUAGAUUCGCGUGUUCAAAGUUUAUAUAAUAUAUGUCCUUUAGUCUAACGGGCUCUAUCUAACCGUGCUUAGAGAAGUAGUCCUUUGCCUUGUUGACCUCUGGCUUGAUGGUGUCAGAGCCAGCAGUCCAGUUGGCUGGGCAGACCUCACCGUGGAUCUCGGUGAAUUGGAAGGCCUCCAAAAGUCUCAAGGACUCCUCAACGUUUCUACCAACAGGCAAAUCGUUGAUGGUGAUCUGUCUCAAAACACCCUUAGGGUCAAUCAAGAAAAUACCUCUAAGGGCAACACCCUCCUCCUCAAUCAAAACACCAUAGUCUCUGGAGAGAGUGUGGUUAGUAUCAGCAAGCAAUGGGAUGUUGACCUUGCCCAAUCCACCGUCGGCACGUGCAACAUUGGUCCAAGCCAACAGAGAGUAUUCGGAAUCGGUGGAAGCAAACAGGACUUGGCAGUCCUUGUCAGCAAACUUCUUGGCUGCCUCGGAGUAGGCAAUGAUCUCGGUUGGGCAGACGAAGGUGAAAGCCAAUGGGAUGAAUGCGAGCAACACCCACUUGCCCUUGAAUUGUUCAAGGGAGACUUCCUCGAACAUACCGUCGAUGACGGCGGUCUUCUUGAAGGUUGGAGCUGGCUUUUGAAUCUGAGCGACCAUGAUGAAUCUAAGUUAUCGUGCAAAAAUGUAUCAAGAUCUU